Macrosiphum euphorbiae (potato aphid) is the source of this 294-nucleotide messenger RNA. The record is from the annotation of a GenBank genome assembly. NCBI's taxonomy places the organism in Eukaryota, Metazoa, Arthropoda, Insecta, Hemiptera, Aphididae.
AUGAAUAUCCAGCAAACAUUUCCAAACGUCGAAACUAUUUUAAGGAUACUUUUAUCAAUUCCAUAUACAAACUGUAGUAGUGAAAGGUCUUUUUCUGUACUGAAGAGGAUUAAAACAAGAUUAAGAUCAACACUAACUCAAGAAAGACUUGAUAACUUAGGUUUACUAUCAAUAGAAAGUGAUCUUACAUCUUCUUUAAACUUUGAUGACAUAAUAAAUGACUUUGCUUUAAAAAAAAGCAAGAAAAGUAAUUUUAUAAAACAGCUUAUUUCUAUUAUAAGCAUAAAAAUAUAG